UGUUUUACUAACUUCAUGCGUCAUUUAUCCAGCUGAGUAAAAUUUUUUUCCCAAAGUUUUUUUUAGAGAAAAAUCACUGUGAAAAGUUUUCUCAAUAUUGGAUAUUAAAUAACGCAAGAGUUUUUGCAAAGGGGAUUUAUAUUUGGAUUCUGUGUGCUCUAGUUGUGUGAACUUCCUGGAAAUGGAAUCCGAUGAGGAAUCUUUCGACAAUGAUAAUGUUGAUUCGGGAAACGUCUCAAGUGGCGAUGAUGAUUUUGCCAUGGAAGUGGAUAUCAAUAGCUCCAAGGAUCGUCAGGCAGAGCAAGAUGAUUAUCCGUACGAAGUUCUAACAACAGAGGAGAUUGUUCAGCAUAUGGUGGACUGCAUCCGGGAUGUCAAUACUGUCGUUGAGAUCCCCGGAACAACAACGCGUAUUCUUCUCAAUCACUUCAAAUGGGACAAAGAGAAGCUUAUGGAGCGUUACUACGAUGGGGACCAAGAGAAAUUCUUCCGGGAUGCCCAUGUAAUAAAUCCAUUUAAUAAGCCCAAUACAGUCAACAAACCAAAGGUGAAACGGUCCGGAACUGAAGAGUGCGAAGUUUGUUUCUCACAAUUUCCACCAAGUAUGAUGACGGGUUUGGAGUGUGGGCAUCGUUUCUGCACAACAUGCUGGGGUGAAUAUCUAACCACAAAAAUCAUGGAAGAGGGUUUAGGGCAAUCGAUUGCCUGUGCAGCACAUGGUUGUGAUAUUCUUGUGGACGAUGAGACGGUAAUGCGGCUUGUGUCGGAUUCACGUGUGAAACUCAAGUAUCAACAUCUAAUCACAAAUAGCUUCGUAGAGUGCAAUCGUCUUCUGCGUUGGUGUCCAUCUGCUGACUGCACGUACGCCAUUAAGGUGAACUAUGUGGAUCCCCGACCAGUUUGCUGCAAAUGCAAACAUGUGUUCUGCUUUGAGUGCGGCGAGAAUUGGCAUGACCCCGUUCAGUGUCGUCUACUGAAGAAGUGGAUUAAAAAGUGCGACGAUGACUCGGAGACAUCAAACUGGAUUGCAGCCAAUACGAAGGAAUGCCCCAAAUGCAAUGUAACCAUUGAGAAGGAUGGCGGUUGCAAUCAUAUGAUAUGCAAGAAUCAGAAUUGCAAACAUGACUUCUGCUGGGUAUGUCUGGGCUCGUGGGAGCCCCACGGAUCAUCGUGGUACAAUUGUAAUCGCUACGAUGAAGAUGAGGCACGGGCAGCGCGCGAUGCCCAAGAAAAAUUACGAUCAUCACUUGCAAGAUAUUUGCACUACUACAAUCGCUACAUGAACCACAUGCAAUCACUUAAGUUCGAGAAUAAGCUCUAUGCAUCGGUCAAGGCGAAAAUGGAGGAAAUGCAACAGCACAACAUGUCAUGGAUUGAGGUUCAAUUCUUGAAGAAAGCUGUGGAUAUUCUGUGUCAAUGUCGGCAAACAUUGAUGUACACGUACGUUUUUGCGUAUUACUUACGGAAGAAUAAUCAAUCGCAAAUAUUUGAGGAGAAUCAAAAAGAUUUGGAAUCAGCCACUGAAAAGUUGUCCGAAUAUCUAGAGCGUGAUAUAACGUCAGAAAAUUUAGCUGACAUCAAACAGAAGGUCCAGGACAAGUAUCGAUACUGCGAAAAGCGCCGUAAAGUUCUCUUGGAUCACGUUCAUGAGGGAUAUGAGAAGGAUUGGUGGGACUACACUGAAUGAGCUCAUUAAGCAGUCACACAUAUGCGAAUGUGAAUUUCCUAGUGAAUUUCUAACACUUUUGGCGAUGAAAAGAAAAAAUUAUGAAAAUAAAAAUCUGUAUAAAAAAAACUACUACUCCCUUUUAGAUUUGUGCCGUAAUAUUAAUUAAAAAAAAACAAAGAAAAUAAGAAAAAAAUGAACCAAUAGAAAAGAUUAACAUGAUAAAAAUUAUAAAUAUAGAAACAGCUCUUAGUUGCCACACUAUGUGGCAUGUUAAUAAAAAGUAUUUUUUCAUUAAAAUUGGAAUUUCCUUUAUUCAUCUAACGUGACGUACAGAAAACUCUGAAAAAUUAAAUCUAUACAGAAAAGCUAUAUUUUCGAUCAAGAUUUAACUAUUUUGACACCAAAUUUCUUCAGCUUUAUACUAAAAAGAAAAGAAAAGAAAAUGAGAAAGAAUGAAAGAUAAAUUUUAAAAGAUUAACUAUGUAAUCGUUAUAUUGUUUUUAGAAAAAAAAAGAGAGAGAAAGAAAAUUACUGAAUUAAGAUUAAUGAAAAAAAAUUUUAAAAUGAGUGAUACAAGAAAUACUGUUAAUUUUAACGUGUUUUGCUUAUAUUCUUUUUAUAUAAAUUAACUUAUAGUAAUUGUAUAUUCACUCAGAAGAACAAAUUGUUAUUGUAUUCAUCUACUAAAGGUUCUAGGUCUCAUAUAGGCAUUGCGUAGAACAUCUCAAAAAGAAACUAAUUUUUGGUUUUAUCAUCAUUUUUUUAUUUUAUUGGUCGUCAAAUUAAAUUUUAUUUUUGUAUUUUUAACCUUUUUUUUCGUAACGUGGCGUAUUUGCAUAAAAUUGUAAUUUUUUAGACAAUUUUUGUUUUUAAUAAACAGAAAAUAAUAUUCUAGUUUAAUUCGCGAUAUCUAUAGAGACCAAAAUACUUCUGAAAAUACUUCUUUGUAAAUUCAGAAUUUAAAAAAGUCCUGUUUUAUGAAAAAAUUGUAUUAAUUAGGAACAAGUUUAGGAAGGACUAUGUAGGAACAUGGUGAAAAAAAAUGGACAUGAACAAUAAGUAUAUAGGUAUGGAAAUGCCAUUUUUAGUACCAGUUACAAAAGGAAAAAAAAACAGAAAAACUUUAAUCCUAAUUCCUUUGCAAAAAAAAUUCUCAAUCCUCUGUGAAGAAAUCCCUUCGGCAAUAGAAGCUGAGAGAAUCUAUAUAGAAAUUUAGCUUAUGGUGAAUAUAUUAGGAGUAAUAAUGAGAGAAAAAAAAAGAAGAAAAUAGAAUGACAAAAAUCCAUAAAUAGUGAUUAAUUCUUUUAAAUCAGGAGGUGAGUCAUGAAAAUUAUUAAGGAACAAUCUAAAAAGCAAAAAAAAAUGCAUUGAAUGAAACUAAACAGGAUGAUUAGAUGAAAGAAGAGAGAUUUAAAUUUAUUUAAAUGCUAAUUGUGUAUUAAAUUAGUAAUAUAAUAAUACACGGUUUAUUUUUCAAACAAA
Molecule: messenger RNA, 3151 nt
Organism: Lutzomyia longipalpis
Lineage: Eukaryota; Metazoa; Arthropoda; Insecta; Diptera; Psychodidae
Gene: ari-1
Product: E3 ubiquitin-protein ligase ariadne-1
Exons: 7
Coding region: 182-1687 (501 amino acids)
Biological process (GO): ubiquitin-dependent protein catabolic process; positive regulation of proteasomal ubiquitin-dependent protein catabolic process; protein polyubiquitination
Cellular component (GO): nucleus; ubiquitin ligase complex; cytoplasm
Molecular function (GO): ubiquitin conjugating enzyme binding; ubiquitin protein ligase activity; zinc ion binding
Source: RefSeq, a predicted model, not a curated record